AUGAGUCAUCCCUGCGUGUCUCUUCUGGCGUCACCUGCUCCCCAAGGUCUUGUCCUGCCCCAGGACGGAGUCACGGGAGACCAGGUCCUGACGGUCCCGCUUGAGAUGUUGGCAGCCCAGGAUCCAGUGGCAUUCGAUGGUGUGGAACAGUACCUCACAGAAAGGGAGUGGUUGCAGCUGGCCCCUGAGCGCAGAACACUGGACUACUUUGGCAACGUGACCUCCGUGGGAGUUCCUGGCUUGAAUCCGGCCUUGGUCCCUCACCAGGUGCAAGGACAAGUGCUGCUGGUCUCAGACCCGUCCCUCAUUGCGAGUCACACUGAGCAUGCCGAAAGCCUCUCGGCGACUGAACAGGAGACAGCGGGAGAGGACGCCCAGCCCCCUGAGAUGCCAUCCACCAGCUCCCCCAGGGCCAGUGACCCCAGCCCUGAGGUCAGACAGAAUGGGGACACUGAGAAGUUAGGGGGCCCCCAGAAUCCACCCAUAGAACAUCACUUUGCGUGCAAAGAGUGCGGGGCUACCUUUCGGCUGAAGGUCCUUCUCGUCCAGCACCAGAGAAUCCACAGUGAGGAGACGGGUUGGGAGUGCCGAGAUUGCGGGAAGGUUUUCAGGGGCGUCUCAGAAUUCAGGGAGCACAGGAAGAGCCACGUGGCUGUGGAGCCGCAGCCUGGCCCGAGCCAGGCCCUCGAAGACCCCAUUGUGGAGAAGAGGGAGCAGCGGGAGGGGGAGGGGGAGGAGGCGAAGCCGUUCGAGUGUGAGGAAUGUGGGAAGCGGUUUAAGAAGAACGCAGGCCUCAGUCAGCACUUGCGGGUGCACAGCCGGGAGAAGCCGUUCCGUUGCGAGGAGUGUGGGCGCUCCUUCAAGGUGAGCACCCACCUGACCCGCCACCAGAAGCUCCACGCGUCGGAGAAGCCGUUCGCCUGCAGGGCGUGCGGCAGGGAUUUCCCGGACCACCAGGAGCUGGUCAAACACCAGUGCGCACACACAGGCCACCUGCCCUUCGACUGCGACGACUGCGGCAAGUCCUUCCGCGGGGUCACCGGCCUGGCAGAGCACCAGCGCAUCCACAGCGGGGCCAAGCCGUUCGGGUGCGCGCACUGCGGGAAGCUGUUCCGCCGCAGCUCCGAGCUCACCAAGCACCGGCGCAUCCACACUGGCGAGAAGCCCUACGCCUGCGGCCAGUGCGGCAAGGCCUUCCGGCAGAGCUCCAGCCUCCUGGAGCACCAACGCAUCCACACGGGCGAGCGGCCCUACGCCUGCGGCGACUGCGGCAAGGCCUUCCGGGGGCCCUCUGACCUCAUCAAGCACCGGCGCAUCCACAGCGGACUGAAGCCCUACGAGUGCGACCGGUGCGGCAAGGCCUUCCGCAGGAGCUCCGGCCUGAGCCGUCACCGCAGAAUCCACAGCGGCGCGCGGCGCUGCGAAUGCAGCGAGUGCGGCCGCGUGUUCAAGCGACGCUCUGCCUUGCAGAAGCACCAGCCCGUUCACCGCGAGUAG
Orycteropus afer afer is the source of this 1497-nucleotide messenger RNA. It is a transcript of the gene ZNF275, whose product is annotated as zinc finger protein 275. The record is from RefSeq and is a predicted model, not a curated record. The transcript has 5 exons. NCBI's taxonomy places the organism in Eukaryota, Metazoa, Chordata, Mammalia, Tubulidentata, Orycteropodidae. Bases 1 to 1497 code for a protein of 498 amino acids. Gene Ontology annotation, biological process: regulation of DNA-templated transcription.